Messenger RNA from Telopea speciosissima, 906 nucleotides. RefSeq lists its product as uncharacterized. Bases 7 to 906 code for a protein of 299 amino acids. NCBI's taxonomy places the organism in Eukaryota, Viridiplantae, Streptophyta, Magnoliopsida, Proteales, Proteaceae. The record is from RefSeq and is a predicted model, not a curated record. The transcript has a single exon.
CCCCCCAUGAAAGACCUGUCCUUCUUCCUCCUCAAGAACUCUCUGGGAGCCAAGAUGAAGAUUAAGGUACGUCUAAGAAGCUUCUGCAAUGGGGUUGGUUCAACAUCGACGCUCAACCAAAACAAGGCUGACUGUGAUUCAUCCUGCUGCAUGGUGACCCCAUCCAUUGAUACCUCUUCCUACUGGGAUGACACUAAUUUGGAUCCAGAUCGCCCACCAACCCUGGAGGAGAUGAUCUUGCAGCUAGAAUUAGAAGAGGAAGCUACAAGCAGGAAGGCAAAGUUUGAUGACUUUGAUGCGUCGUCGUCAUCGUCGAAACGUAGAAUGUCUUGCGUGAACAACUCUGACAUACUACGUUCUGCAAGGAAUGCAUUGAAUCAGUAUCCUCGGUUCUCUGUGGAUGGGAGGGAUGCCAUGUAUCGUUCUUCGUUCCGGAACUUGGCUUCCAUUACUGGGGUUGGCUACAAAACUGGGAGAACAUCGGUUUGUUGCAGCAGUAGUGGUCUUAAACUCAGAGCAGAGAAGCUCUUUAAGGAUGGUUUUGAUUUAGAUUUGGAGAGAACUCCUGGGUUACCCCAAACUAUAGCUGGAGAAAGCGUGCUCUGGUGCAAACCAGGUGUGGUAGCCAAGUUGAUGGGCCUGGAGGCCAUGCCAGUCCCUAUUGCUACUGAUAGUAACCACAGGAAGGAGAACUCAGAAGUGAAGUAUUUAAAUCUGAGCUCCACCAAUAUUAGGAAGGAAAAUCUUAGGAGAGCUGAUCAGAUGCGGGAACUGGGGAAGAGAAGGCUUGUUAUUGGUACCAGUGGUGGUUGCAGGAGGUUGGGGAGAGGGACUGCCUUCUCAGGCUCAAACUCUCUUUCUCUGGAUCCCAUGGGAGGUCGGUCAGAGGGGUUGGGAGGCUACUAG